AUGCCUCCUAAGAAAGGCGUCGACUCGCCCAUGAGCGCCUUCGAGCGCAGGCGACAAGAGAAUAUGGCGUCAAACCAGAAGAUUCUAGCCGAUGUCGCCGUAGUCGCUAAGAAGGUCAUGCCGACACCCCAGAAGAAGUCAACGCCAACCCGAUCGAAGACCCGGACUCCUGCGAAACGGGAACCUGCAAUGCCGACUCGGCAGUCCUCACGACUCGCUGGUCUCGAUGCAGACAACGAUACCUUGAAGCGAAAACUAGCGGUCGAAGCCGAACAUGUCGCAGCGGAGGCGAAGGCUAAAAGGUUGAGAGUGAAUGGAGACCUAAAACUCGGCGAUAUUGCUGUCGAGGGUAAGAAGUAUCUCGCUGGUGUGGACGGGUUCAAGGGCCUUGUCCGUGGUGCGCAGCCCGGAGUCCGAACGUUCACGGAGGAAGAUAUUAAGGAAACCACCGACAAGGAUUUGAAGGAGCUGCGAAAGCACAUCAAGAUCACACCCCAACGAGUCUAUGCUCUCGGCCUUCAUCCCACCGAAUCGAAGCCCCUUAUCUUUGCUGGCGACAAAGAAGGUAACAUGGGCGUAUUUGACGCUUCGCAGUCUGCUCCUGAAAUAAGCGAUGAAGACGAAGAUGCGUCUGUGCCUGAUCCUGUCAUUUCUGCGUUCAAGAUACACAGUCGCACGAUAACUUCAUUCGUUUUCUCUCAGCAGGAUAGCAACUCUGUUUACACGUCUUCAUACGACUCGUCAAUUCGGCGACUGGACUUGAACAAAGGAGAGUCAUACCAGGUAUGGGCGCCAUCGGACCACAAUGAGGAUCUGCCCAUAUCAGCUCUUGACAUGGCAGAGUCGAACCCUCAUAUGCUUUACUUCUCUACACUAGAAGGCGGCGUCGGUCAGUACGACACUCGAACCUCCGAUGACGCCGAAAUUUGGACACUUUCGGACCAGAAGAUUGGUGGAUUCUCUUUGCAUCCGCUCCAACCUCACUUGCUCGCGACUGCAUCAUUAGACCGCACACUUAAGAUUUGGGAUCUUCGCAAGAUCACUGGUAAGGGAGACCUGCGGCAUCCUGCCCUCCUUGGAGAACAUGGCUCGAGGCUGUCUGUAUCGCACGCAUCUUGGAGCCCUGGCGGCCAUAUUGCUACUAGCUCUUAUGACGACACUAUCAAGAUCUACAACUUCCCCGACGCUUCGUCUUGGAAGCCCGGCCAGGACGUUAGCAUUGAACCUACCCAUCAAGUACGCCACAACAAUCAGACUGGUCGUUGGGUGACUAUUCUGAAGCCUCAAUGGCAGAAGCGGCCUCAUGAUGGAAUUCAGAAGUUUGUCAUUGGAAACAUGAAUCGUUUUGUGGAUGUUUUUGCCUCAGACGGCAGCCAACUGGCUCAGCUUGAUGGGGAGGGUAUCACUGCAGUACCAGCCGUCGCACACUUCCACCCGUCUCGCGAUUGGGUCGCUGGUGCAACAUCCAGUGGAAAGCUUUGUUUUUGGCAGUGA
Molecule: messenger RNA, 1494 nt
Organism: Fusarium fujikuroi IMI 58289
Lineage: Eukaryota; Fungi; Ascomycota; Sordariomycetes; Hypocreales; Nectriaceae
Product: related to Pas7p
Exons: 2
Coding region: 1-1494 (497 amino acids)
Biological process (GO): regulation of DNA damage checkpoint
Cellular component (GO): nucleus
Molecular function (GO): DNA binding; protein binding
Source: RefSeq, a predicted model, not a curated record